CAGAGCAACACGACCCGACGCGGAAUACGGUACGGACAAAGAGAAGGAUAUAAAUCAGCAAUCGUGGUAAUUCUGGCGUUCCAAACACCCACCUUGACCUUUAUUCGCAGGUUAUCCCGCAUCACAUCGACUCUCAAUUUGCAGAGAACGAUCACCACCAUGGCACCUCUUCCCAUCUACAAGGAACCCACGACGAACAAGUAUGAUUUCGUCGUCAUCGGCGGUGGUAGUGGAGGCAGUGGGACUUCGCGGCGAGCAGCAUCGUAUGGAAAGAAGGUCGCCGUUGUCGAGAUGACACCCCACCUAGGCGGGACCUGUGUCAACGUUGGAUGCGUUCCCAAAAAGAUUAUGUGGCAUGCUUCAGACCUCUUCGAAAAGACCAAGUAUUCCCUUCCCGGUUAUCAUAUCACUACCCCCAACGCUCCCAGGUUCAGCUGGGAGACUUUCAAGCCUCAGCGGGACGCAUAUAUCCGCAAGCUCAACGGAAUCUAUCACUCAAACUUUACCAAAGAGGGCGUUGAGUACCAUCUCGGUCGUGCGACAUUACUCUCAGACACGGAAGUGCGCGUUGAACCAUCUGAUGGUAGCAAGCCAUACACGCUGAAAACAUCGCAUAUAUGCGUUGCGGCCGGUGGCCACCCCAUCAUUCCCAGCGAGGAUACGAUCCCCGGCGCUAGUCUGGGUAUCACUUCCGACGGAUUCUUUGAGUUGGAAAAGCAGCCUAAGCGCGUUUUGGUUGUUGGUGGAGGAUACAUCGGCGUUGAACUAGCAGGCAUGUUGAACGGACUUGGCAGCGACGUGAGGGUCGUCAUUAGAGGAGAAAGGAUUCUUAGGGGCUUCGAAACGGACGUGGUCAACGUCGUGGAGAAGUGCAUGCAGAAGAACGGCAUCACCAUUACCAAAGGCGCGAAGGUCAAAAAGGUCGAAGGUCAAGCAGGAGAAGGCACAGAGAAGACGGUUUAUUUGGACAACGGCGAAUCCUUCGUUGUUGAGACCCUCAUUUGGGCUAUCGGGCGCGCCCCCAACACCUCCGGACUUGGUCUGGAAACAGUUGGCGUUAAACUCGACAACAAGGGCAACAUUAUCGUCGAUGAGUAUCAGCAAACAAACGUUCCUAGCGUGUCGUCGAUUGGAGACAUUCAAGGUAAAGCUCUGCUGACCCCUGUCGCCAUCGCUGCUGGGCGCAGACUGUCCAAUCGACUCUUCGGUGGAGAAAAGUUCAAAAAUGACAAAAUUUCAUACGAGGACAUCCCGACUGUAGUAUUCUCUCAUCCACCGCUCGGAACCGUAGGCUUAACCGAAGACCGAGCCAGGGAGAAGUAUGGAGAUCAAGUGAAAAUAUAUGCUUCCAAUUUCCGUGGCCUAUACUUCUCUAUGCUUGAUGAGGAACACAAGGAGCCAUCGUUCUACAAGCUUGUUUGUGUCGGUCCAGAAGAACGCGUCGUUGGUGUCCAUAUCGUCGGCAUGGGCAGCGAUGAGGUGCUUCAAGGAUUCGCCGUUGCGGUUAAGUUGGGAGCAAGAAAGCAGGAUCUAGACGAUACCAUCGCCAUCCACCCCACCAGCGCUGAAGAAUUGGUUACAUUGCGCUGAAGUGGCAUCAAUAAAUGCUAAAACAACUGUACAUCUUAAACCACUUUGUAUCAUAAUCCGACUUGAGAUUUUGUUAAAUGGAUGGAUCGCAAGCCUGAGUAUUAUCGCUGAGGAGGUUCUCUGGUGUGUGGGUAUUGAAAGACCUAAUGUAGGUAAUACCACUUGACCUUAAAAAGAGUUUUUUUUCCUGAUCACGACCCUUUUACUCACCUAAACUCCAUCGAUAUCACUAACCAGCGAUGGAUGUUCGUAAUCCUCCACGCUCUAAGUGUUCUAGGUCAAAAUGGACGCAAUAGUGCAUGUGGACUAUAUGAAAGAAGCACUGGCCAUGUACAAUGAUUCCUUUCUUUCCGGGCGAAAACAACAGACAGAUAAAUUUAAAGUGCCUUCUCUCAGGCGUUCGGCACCGGUAUUAGUCCGUUGUGGUUCUUGUGCGAGGCG
Desarmillaria tabescens is the source of this 2031-nucleotide messenger RNA. RefSeq names its product glutathione reductase. Gene Ontology annotation, biological process: cell redox homeostasis; cellular response to oxidative stress; glutathione metabolic process. Gene Ontology annotation, molecular function: flavin adenine dinucleotide binding; glutathione-disulfide reductase (NADPH) activity; NADP binding. The transcript has 5 exons. The record is from RefSeq and is a predicted model, not a curated record. The coding region runs from base 160 to 1590 and encodes 476 amino acids. Gene Ontology annotation, cellular component: cytosol; mitochondrion. Lineage: Eukaryota; Fungi; Basidiomycota; Agaricomycetes; Agaricales; Physalacriaceae.